AUGAACUUAAGGGCCAGCUCUCAUGGAGAGCUCCAGGCUCUGACUUCACUGAAGACCCCUGCUUUAGACAGCGGUAUUUUUAAGUCUCUUUCUCACAGCAGCAACAACAUGAGCGGCCGAUUCGAAAGCAUUGAGGAGAUUAAAGGAGUUUCUAAACCCACGCAUCCUCCUCGAAGACCUGUACGUGCAGUCCGACCCAUGAGUGCUCUGAGUGCCAGCGGCUCCUUCCUGCAGAUCAACCACCUGCAGGGAGAACUAGUGAGGAAGAGGAAGGAAUGUGAAGACCUAAAGAAGGAGAACAAGUAUCUGUCUAAUGAAAUUCACAUGGAAAGGAUCAUGAUGAGGACUGAGAGUGAGCUCACCAUGAGAAACCUGCGCAAUCUCAACCAGGAACUCCAGGCCCAAAUUAAAGAGUUGAAACAGAAGCUGCAUCUCAGCCAGCAGAGGGCGACACUGUGCUCUAGGGCAGCUGAGGAUGCUGAUAGAGGACGAGCAGAGGCGGACAAGAGCAGGGCACUGGCGGAGGCUCGGGCAAUAGACAGCAGGCAAGAAAAAGAUCUCGCAGUAGCUGGCAAAACACGGCUCAGUGAAGAACUACAUCUGCUGAAAAAAGAGCACAAUGAUGUCCAGCUACUUUUAGCACAAGCUGAAAAGAAUUACUUCGAGACCAAGCUAAAACUAGACAGGGUGUCAGGAGAAAAGCAGGCUCUCCAUGAGGAGAACAGAAUGCUGGAGGAUGAGAGGAACACGUUACGACACAAACUGAAGGAGCUGACUGAGGAGAAUGUGAAGAUAAUGGAAAAGGAGGUGAACUCCAGACGCAGAGCUCUGGUCGCUGAAGAGCAGAGAGAAAGGGCCAAUAAAGCUCAGCAGGAAGCUGAGCAGGAAAGACAUUUAGCUGAGAGGGAGAGGGAAGAUCGCACCAGGGAGUGUCUCAGCUGGAGAGAGAAACACCAGGUUCUGGCAGAAGUCAUCAGAGCCCAGGAGGAACUUAAGUCUCUGAGACAGACCAAAGCAUGUCAAGCUAAUAUUAAGAGCUACUUCCUGUGUAUGACUGAAAGCGACCAGAGGGUUAAGAUCCUGAAAAAUCAAGAUGGCACACCAAGGAACUUCACGGAAGGAGACCCUGUGUAUAUCUCCACGCCUGACCUCAACACUGAGGAAUCAGAGAGGAGUUCAGGGAGGACGAUGUUUAGGGUGGCUGCACCUCGAGUUGGACGGGACAUCGGCCCAGCUCACUUCAGCGAGCUGUCACCAAUGGCAGACACCCAUGAAUCGGGAUUUUCAAGGAGAAACAGGAAAGUGGAAUAUUUCUGGAUCCCCACUGAUGAGGAAUAAAUGUAAAAUGUCUAGUUUUAGAUAUAUUGCCUAAACAACAAAACAUUGGUUGUAAACAUGUUGCUAAAUCUCCUACUAGAUUAAAUUUGCCUAAAUUUAAUUUUGUAAAUGUUUUAACCUACAAAAUAUACUUUAAUGUUGUGCUAACCACCAAAACAAAUGGUACUGUAUCCCUGUGGAAAUAAACAAAAUAGAUUCUGGUAAAAUAGUUCUAUCUUCACUAGAAGAGAUUUAGCACAAUGAAAGGUAAAAUUCUCAAAAGCAUUUCUUACAAAAGAUGUCAACAAACACUUUAGCUGAUCAAGUUUUUCCUUUAUUGUGAAUUCCGCAAUAGUGGUGAUGAAUACAGCACUAAACAGCCUUACAAUGACAUGAUCUCAAGCCAUUUCCUUUCUGACAACUGGAUUGCAGUUAACAUGUUGGCAAACGCAAGCGUACAAGAUUAACUUAGUCAAAUACAGUUAAAACACCGGUCAAUAAAAGGUUGUCUGAGAACCCCUUAUUGACAAGGGCAAAAGCCUUUCACCUCAUUUGUUUUUUUUUCUGGAUUUUUCCCAUUUUCUUUUACAUUUAAGGACCCAUUAAAAGGCAGGUUAAAAUAAUCCAUCACUUCGAUGUUUAAGAUUGGAAUAAUUUGCAGCAGAUCAGUGGGACCUGAAGGGCAACAUUACUACUGCCAUUAAACAGAGAAUACAUUUCAGUUACCUAGUCAGAACACACUGCAGACAACAUUAAUGAAGUAAGGCUGGGGCAGCAGAGGCAUUAAGUUGACACUAGUAGCUUGAUUUCUGCAUCUUCAAUGGAAAGCUGAGAUACGCAUUAGGUAGUGUGUUGUGCAAAAUCAAACUGUACGCAGAUGUUCUGGAUCUUAAUUCAUGACUAAAACUUUAGACAUCAGAAGCCUGCACUAAAUAACGCUUAUUCAGUAGGAGGUAGAAAUGGAAACUUACAGUUUUACGGAUGUUUAAAUCAUGCACGAGGGGUGAAGGAUAUUGCAACCGACCCAGAAUAACACUAAUAAAAGCGUCUACAGCGUAACCUACAAAGGCCAUUCAACCAGGAUCUCACGAUUCAUUUUAAUCAAUCCCCAAGACAGACCGUAAACAAAUCAUUGGUUCUAUAUAACAGUUUCACUUCCGCUGAGACGCUGAAAGGUUUUCUGCCCUGUGUCUUGUGAAACAAAAACAAACAUGUAAGAAAUAUUUGGCUACCACUUUUUCUACUGAAAAAGCAUAGUGGUUCUGAAACUAAAGCAGAUAACAAGUCUGACAUUGGUUAUGAUGCGAGAAAACACAUUAGAAACGUUAUUAUAAUGGUAUUACUACGUCUUUCAUUUAAUUCAUGAGCCUAGCAGCAGUGUACUGUAAUUGGCUGAGUGUGAGCUACUGCAAAUAGUGCAGGAAACAAAGGGAAGACAGCAAGUCAUGUAGCAGGAAA
This is a messenger RNA of Sinocyclocheilus rhinocerous, 2775 nucleotides long. Its product is annotated as trichohyalin. The record is from RefSeq and is a predicted model, not a curated record. The coding region runs from base 1 to 1338 and encodes 445 amino acids. The transcript has 8 exons. NCBI's taxonomy places the organism in Eukaryota, Metazoa, Chordata, Actinopteri, Cypriniformes, Cyprinidae.